UCCUACCCAUUUAGCAACAACUCAAUCUAUCAACUCCUUAAGCUAUCUAUUGACACUAAAAUGGCCUCUCCUCAAACCAAUGAGUUCAAUGCCCCACGUUUCCCUCCACCACCACCCCCAUUUCACCCAAGAGCUCCACCGCCUCCUCACGUUCGCCCGCCACCACCACCACCACCACCAUCGCCACCAUCAGACAACCAUCCCACAGUAAUAGUCAUUGUGUUCAUCUCAUUUGGAAGUCUUCUCUUCUUGGCAUUCCUUGCGGCUGCUCUCUUUUGUUUCCUAAACAAGAAGAAGAAGAAGGCAGUUCAAGAAGUCGAAAUUAUUCACGUAGAUGAACAUAAGAAGGUUAGGGAGGCUAUCAUACCGGGUCCCCGUGGAACACAGUCUGUGAUAUUGUCAAUUGACGAUGAUGUGCAUAUUGAUGAAAGGAUUGCCAAAAAUGAGAAGUUUGGUCAUGCAGGUUUGCAUGCUAAGUCUGCCCAAGGCGAAUCUGGAUCGACAAACAAAGAGAGAGGAUCAUCUUCUUCUAGCUUUGAUCAGCAACAAUUUGACAAAAGCCUUGACCACAAGUCAAUUACACCAUCCUAAGGACCUUAUAUGCUCAUGUCCGAAUAUGACUCUCAACGAAAUUGCACGACUUGUAAAUUAUGUGAUAUAUAUGUUGUCGUUCAUUUUAUUCGUUCUCUUUGCUUUGAAUUAUACAAGUUGCAGGCUUGCAUUAAUUCCAGCGCAGCAACAAUUGAAUAAAUAAAACUUUGCACUGAA
Molecule: messenger RNA, 768 nt
Organism: Quercus robur (English oak)
Lineage: Eukaryota; Viridiplantae; Streptophyta; Magnoliopsida; Fagales; Fagaceae
Product: protein TRACHEARY ELEMENT DIFFERENTIATION-RELATED 7A-like
Exons: 2
Coding region: 61-591 (176 amino acids)
Biological process (GO): plant-type secondary cell wall biogenesis
Source: RefSeq, a predicted model, not a curated record